CAGGUAGAAAGAAGUCUCGCGCUUUCGAUUCCGAGACGAGAUUGCUCCUUUACUUCGUCGCGUUUCAGAUUAACCUCCUCGUCGUCGUUUCCAGGUUCGAUUCCCCCCCCCACCCAUCUUAACAUUUUCUGCUCCACGUUUGAUUCGACGCCGCCGAACUUAUUCGUUUCCCUCUCUCUCUCUCCCUUAUCGGCGAUUCCACUCCCGCAACCCUAAUUUCUUCCCACGCAGGGCAAAGUUCGUCAAUCAAAGCUCCCUCUCCUAGCCUCUCGUUUGAUAUCGUUGAGCUACGAGAUAGUAUAAUCUUCUUUUGGCUGGGCCCUGCGUUGUGAAGCUACAGAGGAAGAUGUUUGGAUCAUCUAAUCCUUUUGGACAGUCAUCUGGUACUGGUAGCAGCCCGUUUGGGACCCAAUCGUUGUUUGGUCAGACCAGCAACACAAGCAGUAAUAAUCCCUUUGCUCCAGCUCCAGCUACACCGUUUGGAACAUCUUCACCUUUUGGUGCACAGACUGGGAGUUCAAUCUUUGGUGGCACUUCAACCGGUGUGUUUGGUGCACCUCAAGCCUCCUCUCCGUUCGGCUCUACCACAACUUUUGGAGCUUCUUCAUCUCCAGCAUUUGGGAGUUCUACUCCGGCCUUUGGAGCAUCCCCAGCACCUUCACCUUUUGGUGGGUCUUCUGGUUUUGGGCAGGGAUUUUCAACGCCUCAGUCAAAUCCUUUUGGAAGCACAGCGCAGCAAUCUCAACCUGCAUUUGGAAACAGCACUUUUGGUUCAUCCACACCUUUUGGUGCCACGAGCACGCCUGCCUUCGGUGCAUCAAGCACGCCUUCCUUCGGCGCUACAAGCACACCCUCAUUUGGUGCAUCGAGCACGCCUGCCUUUGGUGCCACAAGCACGCCUGCCUUCGGCACCUCUAACCAGCCUUCAUUUGGCGCCACAAACACACCUGCAUUUGGAGCUUCACCGACUCCAGCCUUUGGUAGCACUGGCAACACGUUUGGGAACACUGGCUUUGGUUCUGGAGGUGCUUUUGGAGCUUCUAGCACCCCCGCUUUUGGUGCAUCAAGCACACCUGCUUUUGGUGCAUCAAGCACUCCUGCUUUUGGUGCAGCAGGCGCUCCUUCCUUUGGUGCAUCAAGUACUCCUGCCUUUGGUGCAUCAAGUUCUCCUGCCUUUGGAGCAUCCAGUACUCCUACUUUUGGUGCAUCAAAUACCUCAUCGUUCAGUUUUGGAUCCUCCCCAGCUUUUGGCCAGUCCACAGCAGCGUUUGGCAGCACCGCAUUUGGCUCUACACCAUCUCCCUUUGGAGCCCAAGGUGCGCAGGCUUCAACCCCAACAUUUGGUAGUUCUGGUUUUGGUCAAUCACCUUUCGGUGGUGGUCAACAACAAGGGGGCAGUCGAGCCGUGCCUUAUGCACCGACAGUUGAGGCAGAUACAGCCAGUGGUACGCCUGCUGGAAAGUUGGAAUCUAUUUCUGCCAUGCCGGCAUACAAAGAUAAAAGCCAUGAGGAGCUAAGGUGGGAAGACUACCAGCGGGGAGAUAAAGGUGGACCACGUCCUACCGGUCAGUCUCCUGGAAAUACCGGAUUUGGUAUAUCAGCUGCUCAGCCAAAUCCUUUUGCUCCAUCACCGGCGUUUGGUCAGACACCAGCAAAUCCAACAAACCCCUUUUCGAGCUCAACAUCUACCAACCCCUUUGCCCCUCAAACCCCAGCAAUUGCCAGUUCGGGUUUUGGAGCGGCUACUUCAACUUUUGGUUCCUCGCCCUUUGGUGUAACAUCUUCAUCCAAUCUUUUUGGGUCAACCCCAGCAGCUACCACAUCCGUUUUUGGAUCAUCCUCCGCUUUUGGAACGACGACAUCAUCACCGUUAUUUGGUUCGUCAAGCACUCCUGGAUUUGGCUCUUCUCCAUCAAUAUUUGGUUCAGCUUCAGGUCAGGGGGCAACUUCAGCAUUUGGAAACACUCAGUCAGCUAGUCUGUUUAGCUCAAACCCCUCGAUGCCGACUGGUUCUGCAUUUGGGCAGACUGGUUCUGCAUUUGGGCAGACUGGUUCUGCAUUUGGACAGUUCGGACAGAGUAGUGCUCCUGCAUUCGGCCAAACUAACAUGUUCAAUAAGCCUUCUACUGGGUUUGGCAACAUGUUUUCAAGUUCUUCAACACUAACCACGUCUAGCAGCUCUCCAUUUGGACAAACAACGCCUGCUGGUAUGACACCUUUUCAAUCAUCUCAGCCAGGCCAAGCGUCAAAUGGUUUUGGUUUCAACAACUUCGGCCAAACACCAGCAGCUAAUGCAACUGGGACUGCUGGUGGAAUGGGAUUUUUUGGUCAAGGCAACUUCGGACAAACGCCUGCUCCGCCAAGCUCUGUUGUUUUGCAACCGGUUGCUGUUACAAAUCCAUUUGGAACACUUCCUGCUAUGCCUCAGAUUUCAAUAAAUCAAAGUGGAAACUCAGCUUCGAUUCAAUAUGGAAUCUCCAGUUUGCCUGUUGUUGACAAACCUGUUUCUGUUAGAGUAUCAUCUCUCCUGACUUCUCGACACCUUUUACAAAGGCGGGUGAGAUUGCCAGCGAGAAAGUACCGUCCUGACGACAAUGGUCCUAAGGUUCCAUUUUUCACUGAUGACGAGGAGACCCCCUCAAGUACACCAAAGGCGGAUGCUCUUUUCAUUCCAAGGGAGAACCCUCGAGCUCUAGUUAUACGCCCAGCUCAACAGUGGUCUUCAAGGGGCAAAUCAACAAUUCCAAAGGAGCGUCCGACUGCUCCAGUACAUGAAAAUGGGAAGAGUUCAGACAUAGCUACUGAUGCCGCAAACCAUGACAAAAAUGGUAAAAGAGAAAUUGGUUCUACUGAAGAAAGCACUCAUCCAUCAGCCAACGGAAAUCAGAAAUCAAACGGCACAACAAGCACAGAUCAUGCUGUGGAGAAAGAUCGUCCCUACAGAACACUAGGCGGAAACAGAGCCGGGGAAGCCGCAACAGAUAUCGAGGCGCUAAUGCCAAAGCUGCGUCAAUCCGAUUAUUUCACCGAGCCACGAAUCCCAGAACUAGCGGCUAAAGAAAGAGCAGAUCCUGGUUAUUGCAGUCGAGUUAAAGACUUCGUGGUGGGACGCCACGGUUAUGGGAGCAUAAAGUUCAUGGGAGAGACGGAUGUUCGUAGACUCGACUUGGAAUCUCUGGUUCAGUUCAACAACCGGGAAGUGAUUGUCUACCUAGACGAGAGCAAGAAACCGGCGGUUGGGGAAGGGCUGAACAAACCGGCUGAGGUAACACUGCUGAAUAUAAAAUGUGUUGAUAAGAAGACAGGGAAGCAGUUUACUGAAGGAGAGAGAGUUGAUAAGUAUAAGAUGAUGCUUAAGAGGAAAGCUGAGGCACAAGGAGCCGAGUUUGUGUCGUUUGAUCCCGUUAAAGGCGAGUGGAAGUUCCGCGUCGAUCAUUUUAGUUCCUAUAAGCUCGACGAGGAAGAUGAUGAUGAGGCUUAGUGUCUCAUCUCAGUGUUGGUUGUACGUUUUCUAUACCUUUGUUUUCUUACAACUUUUGUUUUCUCCUUAUAACCUUCUCUUGUUUUGAAAUUGUGUAUGGUAUCUGUUACUAUAUGUGAACGGUUUUUGUUUGUUUUGUUUUUGUUAUCUGCUACGUAUUCACAUAGCUUGUUAAUCUACCGUUAGAGUGGUCAUUGCUCAUUAAUAUAUUUUCAUUUUACAUA
Brassica napus (rape) is the source of this 3705-nucleotide messenger RNA. Its product is annotated as nuclear pore complex protein NUP98A. The record is from RefSeq and is a predicted model, not a curated record. The coding region runs from base 347 to 3481 and encodes 1044 amino acids. Gene Ontology annotation, molecular function: structural constituent of nuclear pore. NCBI's taxonomy places the organism in Eukaryota, Viridiplantae, Streptophyta, Magnoliopsida, Brassicales, Brassicaceae. Gene Ontology annotation, cellular component: nuclear pore cytoplasmic filaments; nuclear pore. Gene Ontology annotation, biological process: post-transcriptional tethering of RNA polymerase II gene DNA at nuclear periphery; protein import into nucleus; RNA export from nucleus. The transcript is spliced from 13 exons.